Molecule: messenger RNA, 3364 nt
Organism: Sarcophilus harrisii (Tasmanian devil)
Lineage: Eukaryota; Metazoa; Chordata; Mammalia; Dasyuromorphia; Dasyuridae
Gene: FCAMR
Product: Fc fragment of IgA and IgM receptor
Exons: 6
Coding region: 268-2658 (796 amino acids)
Cellular component (GO): plasma membrane
Molecular function (GO): transmembrane signaling receptor activity
Source: RefSeq, a predicted model, not a curated record
UUGGGGAACGGAGAGGGUGGGAUUGCCUCCCUCACCAGGAAAGCCUUAAAUGUCAGGCUGAAAGCAGUUCUCCUCUGGAGCAAAAGAAUAGAUCUUGGGCGAGUGAGAAGGAAGGACUUUUUCCUGGAUACAUUAAUGGCUGCCAUCAUCCACCUACUAAAACCCAAUUUCAUUUGAAGAUUUGAAGAAGGACCAGAGCAUAUCAAGAUAUCUUAGUCUCCAAGGAGGUUAGGGAUAGAUACACGUGCUCUUGAUUCCUGACUUGAGAUGGAGAAGGAUUCCCUGAUUCAGCCCAUAGGACAAGAGGGCACCUAUCUCAGAGCAGGAUGGAAAAUGAUUCCUCUCUUCGCCUUAUGUUUGCUUCAAGAUAUUAGUGCUUUGAAAGGUCCAAGACUGGUGGAUGGAGACCCUGGGGGAACAGUUACCAUUGAAUGCCAUUAUACUCCCAGCCCAGUCAACAAGUAUCAGAGGAAAUAUUGGUGCCGUCUGUACCCUCCUCAGAGAGUCUGUCAUACCAUCAUCUCCUCCAACUUCUUCAUCAACCACCUCUACCAGGGCCGAGCGACUCUUGUGGACUUUCCCAGUCAGGGCAGAUUUGUAGUGACCUUGACCCAGUUGAUACCUGAAGACUCGGGAUACUAUCGCUGUGGCAUUGGACCUAGAACAGACAUGCUCUUCUUCAGCAUGAAUCUGACCAUCUCUACAGCCAAUCAUUCUUUAGACUCUGCCAUCAUCACAAUUCCCUCAAGCAUCACCCCCAUGACAACUCUGGCUACCAGAGGUCAGACUAUGGAAACACUUGGUACAUCAACUUCAGUUAUAGGUAGACAUGUCCUUGACACAUCCUUGGUUGUAAAGAAAUGGGAGGCAAGAACUAGCAGAGAAGAUACCACUCCAGCUGAAGUCACCCAAGCAUCAGGAACUACUAGAGCAACAACUACAGUCGCAGAUGGACAGAAUCUUGAUACAACCCUACUUGUAGAGGGAUGGGAGGCAAAAACCAGCAGAAGAGAUACCACUCCAAUUGAAGUCACCCAAGCACCAGGAACUAUUGGAGUAACAACUAUAGUCACAGAUAGACAGGACCUUAACACGACUGUAUUUGCAGAGGGAUAUGAGACAAGAACCAGAAGAGAUGCCUCUUCAGCUGAAGUCACUCAAAUACCAGGAGCCAUUGGAGUAAUGACUACAGUUACAAGUGGACAGGACAUUGACACAACCCUACUUGUAGAGGGAUGGGAGGCAAAAACCAGCAGAAGAGAUACCACUCCAACUGAAAUCACCCAAACACCAGGAACUAUUGGAGUAAUAACUACAGUCACAGGUGGACAGGGCAUUGAUACAACCCUACUUGCAGAGGGAUGGGAGUCAAAAACCAGCAGAAGAGAUACCACUCCAACUGAAAUCACCCAAACACCAGGAACUAUUGGAGUAACAACUACAGUCACAGGUGGACAGGACAUUGAUACAACCCUACUUGCAGAGGGAUGGGAGUCAAAAACCAGAAAAGAUACCACUUCAGCUAAAGUUAUCCAGGUACCAGAAAGCACUGGAGCAACAACCCCAGUUAUAGGUGGACAGGUUCCAAAAACUACUGAAACAAUUUCAUCUCCUUGCAAUCAGGUCAUUGAUACAACCUUGACUAUAAAAGAAUGGGGAACAACAACUUACAGAGGAGACAUAACUCCAAUCAGAGUCACAAAGGCCUCAGGAAUCCCUGGAACAAUCACCUCAGUUGUGAGUAGAAAGGGUACAGGAACUCUUAGAGAAACAACUCCAAUUGCAGGCAUCCAGGAUCGCAACACAAAUCUGGUGGCAAAAGGACAGAAGGCAGAAAUUAGUAGAGGAGAUCCAACUCUGGUAAGCAUCACUCAGCUACCAGCACAAGUUUCAAGCAAAAAUAUACAGCCUCCAGGAAGCGUUAGAGUAACAAUUCCAAAUACUGAUGUCUGGAUUCUGGAAACCGCAAGAGCUGCAGAUUCAAUUCCAGAGGUACAGACUUCAGGAGCCAAAGUAACAUCAAAUAUAAUGGUCUCGAAAACAAGGGCAGAGACAAAAACAAUUGUAGGAACCAUUAGGGAAAGAAGAUCAACUAUCAGAAGCACAAAUAGGCUAACUAGGGGAACUGUGGAUACUAGAACACAUCUGAUUACCACUAGAAACAUCCCAGGAAUCAUCAGACCUUCAACAAUGGUUAGAGACAGUCUUAGAGAAGUAACUCCAGGUAUAUACCGACAGACUCUGAGAACCACAAGGGCUACAGCCUCAGGUGCGGAUAUAAGUCCAUGGUUCUCAGGAACUAUUAGAAAAGGGAAAGCCUCAGCCUUAGGAGGAACAGCUGCUAUUGGUAGAGAAAGUCACUCUGAGGAACCACUGAAAAGAAUACCAGGAGCAACACUCCUGAUUCCUCCCAGCAACAAGCCCUGCAUGGAGAUUUUGUCUCCAGACCAGCAGCGUAUCUCCCAGAUCCUGAUCGCUUUCUCUACUGUGUUGCUUCCAAUUGUUCUCCUGGUUCUUUUGCUACUGUUAAGAAAGCUUCGAAAGAGGAUCUCUCUUUGGACCCAGAAGCCCACGGUUGGACCCAGAAUCCAAUUGACUAACUUUCAAGAUUUCUCUGAGAUGCUGAGCUUGAAAGCACAACCACUUCAGGAAGCCUAAUACUUCUCCACAAUCGUCACCACACAUGGCAAUCAGGGUGGGUAGGGGAAAUCAGUCUUCCUAUCUGUGUUAGUUUGUGCUCCUCAGAGGAAGACCCAGGACCAGUAUUUCUUUCCUAUGGUCAGAGAAGGAGGCCAAAGGAGCUGGAGUUCAACCUAGCGAAGAAAAAGGUGAGGUUGUGAAGACUUAAUUAUUCUUAAAUCUAGGAAGAUGUUAAAAUGAAGGAUGCUCAUUAGUUUUUUUUUUCCUACCACCAAAGAACAAAUGAAGAUUUUAAAUUUCACUGUGAUUCCAGAAGGAACUUUGAAACGAAGAGAAUUACUGAUCCCUGGAAGAGGGUACUAAGGGAGGCCAUUUCAUCUCUAUGCCCAAAGUUUUAACAAUUAUGAUUUCUCCUUCCUUCAAAUCUCCUGAUUACUUUGUAAUUCUCAUGUGGUAUUUUUUAUAUCCAAAUUUAUGCUGUAGCAUUUGUGUGAAUAGUUAGUCUAUCAUUCCCCAAAGACAGAUUGUUAAUCCCCUGAGGAUGUCUAUUUGACCUUUAUAUCUGCCAUAGUGCCCAGAUAUACAGUAAAUACUCAAUAAAUACAUUAUCUUGAUCAAUCUUGUGUGGGAUGAAGUUAUUUCUGUUUAUUCUAACCUUCACUGAUUUCCCCCUUUUCUCAACUCCUCCAAAAAUGUGGAAUGAAAUUAUCUCUGAAUAUUCUAA